AUGGUGGUAAUUGUUGUUUGCUUUAUUAAAGGUGAAUCGUUUCUAGCAGCCUCAUCAAACGAAGUAACUGGAGCAGGGAUUGCAGUCGGGAUUGUGACUGGAAUUGCUAUCGCUUCUGUGGCAGCGACUGUCUUUGUUAUUUUGUGGAGACGAGGCUAUGUGUGUGCAUCUUCAAAAUCAGAUGGGCAGAAACCAGAAGGUAAUGUACAUCAACAAGCACAACUAGAAGACAGAAGAAGUGGAAAAAAUCAAGAACUCGGUAAUUCUGAUGACCAGAUAAACACGUACGAGGGACUUGGAACUCGAGACGAUACGCCGUAUGCAAAAAUGGAACUUUAUGAAAAUCUCAAAACAUGAGAAACCAUUAUGGUAAUAUACGUCACAGAAUUAUGUUGCACGAGGUACAUUUAACACUGAAGAAUUCAAAUGGAUUCUGUUGGACUUUCCGAGGCGAAGUCACGAUAUGCGUAAUGCUACACUACUUACUGAACUGAUAU
Messenger RNA from Gigantopelta aegis, 497 nucleotides. RefSeq lists its product as uncharacterized. The transcript has 5 exons. NCBI's taxonomy places the organism in Eukaryota, Metazoa, Mollusca, Gastropoda, Neomphalida, Peltospiridae. The coding region runs from base 1 to 357 and encodes 118 amino acids. The record is from RefSeq and is a predicted model, not a curated record.